AUGCCUAUCCUUUCCAACUGGAACGAGGAGAUCAAAUUCUUGGUCCCAGACGACAAGUUCAAGACCCCGUCUUCCAUCUCAGAAGUCCAGACCAUCAUCAAAGAUGCCGCACAGCAUAACGAGAAGGUCAGGGUCAUCGGUGCCAUGCACUCAACCACUCAAUGCAUGGUCGGCAAUGGCAUCACCAUCUCCAUGAAGAACAUGGCCGAGAUCUUGCACGUUGACGAGGAGAACAUGACUGCCACUGUCCAGGCUGGCGUGACCAUCCAUCAGUUGUGCGAGUAUCUCAAGCCGCGUGGUUAUCAACCUCCUGUCAUUCUGGAGUAUGGUAACUUCCAAAUUGGUGCUAUCAGCGGUACUCAAGCGAAUGACAGCUCUCUGUCCGACAGUGUCCAAUUCGCUUCAUUCGUUGUUGGCGUCAAGCUUAUCAAGGCCGACGGAGAAGUGAUGGAGAUCUCGGAGACACGGAAUGCAGAACAUCUUCAUGCCAUUCGCUCUCACUACGGUCUCUUUGGCGUGGUCUGCGAAGUCACCGUCCGCAUCUGGAAAACCAGACACUUGGAGUUCAGCUACGAGAUGACCUCCCUCGAAGCCUUUUCCAAAGACGUGAUCGGCAACGUAGACAAACUGCGCAACUCCUACGACCAAGCCUUCGGUCUCCUGUUCCAAGCCGACGGAAAGUUCAUGAUCCAGAAGAGAAGAUUCGUUGACAAUGAUACCAAAAGUCCUCACCCACUCACCAACAACCUGGAAGCCAAAGCCAUAAAUCUCUACGCUGAUCUCGUACUGCCUCUUGCCAAAGCAAACGGCCAACUCAAACUCCCCGCCCAUCAGCAGGAAUGGUUGAGUACGGCUCUAGUAGACCUCCCUCUACGCGCCCUUAGCCACAGCAACUACAUCAUAAACCCCAACGACCGCGCCGUCCCCUACCGCGAAGACCAACCCCAUUUCGACUUCUUCGACUGGGUGUUUCCAGAAGAAAAUUGGUCAUCCAUGGCCCACGCCUGGAUCUCCCUCUGCAACAAAUUCGAAGCAGAGAGAAACUUCGUCUUGACACUGCCUUGCUUGGUCUACUUCCUCAAACAAGACGACAAUAUGUUGCUGUCAAGGUCCAGAGGUGGCAAUAUGAUGGCGAUAGAUCCUGAAUAUGAGGAUCCUACUGAUCCAAAGUGGUUGGAGUUUCGACUUGCGUUUUCGGAGGUUGCGAGACAGCAUGGAGGUAUUCCUCAUAUCAAUAAGACUAGGGAUGGUGCGAUUAGGUGGUUUGCGGAGGCUUGUGAUCAGGAUGCGUUGGAGAAGUAUUUGGAGCAGAGGAAGGAGUUUGAUCCUGAGGGUAUGUUUGUGAAUGAGUUUUUCUCGACCAUGUUUGAGGGUCGUCUGUAA
This is a messenger RNA of Aureobasidium melanogenum CBS 110374, 1383 nucleotides long. Its product is annotated as FAD-binding domain-containing protein. The transcript has a single exon. The record is from RefSeq and is a predicted model, not a curated record. Gene Ontology annotation, cellular component: membrane. Gene Ontology annotation, molecular function: D-arabinono-1,4-lactone oxidase activity; FAD binding. Bases 1 to 1383 code for a protein of 460 amino acids. Lineage: Eukaryota; Fungi; Ascomycota; Dothideomycetes; Dothideales; Saccotheciaceae.